AUGUUCCUCAAGUCGAUCUUUGGUCUUUUGUGCAUCAGCGGACUGGCAGCCGCGCAUAUGGAACUGAGCUGGCCUUAUCCUUUGCGCAGUCAAUUUGACCCGGCAAACAACUGGACGACCAUCGACUAUUCCAUGACUAGCCCCCUCCUCGCUGAUGGAUCCAACUUUCCCUGCAAAGGCUACCAACAAGACACAGCCUGGCGCGCAACCGCCGAAUACAUCGCAGGAAAAACGUACAACAUCACGCUGUCUGGCUCAGCAACCCACGGCGGGGGCUCUUGUCAGCUCUCCCUGAGCUAUGACAACGGCGAAACCUUCAAGGUCAUCCAGUCCAUGGAGGGCGGAUGCCCUCUCGAAUCAACAUAUGACUUCCGGAUGCCUGGGGACGUGGCUGAUGGCCACGCUCUCUUUGCCUGGUCGUGGUUCAAUUUGGAGGGCAACCGGGAAAUGUAUAUGAACUGUGCCGAUGUCAUCAUUAGUGGCGGUAAUGGAAGCACAUCAGCGUUUGAGAAGAAAUAUCCAGACAUGUUCGUCGCAAAUGUCGACAAUGGCUGCUCGACCGUGGAGGAGAAGCAGACUGUGUUUGCCAACCCAGGAAACCAGGUUAUUUAUGGCGAUGGAGUCACCGCGUCUUCGGCUACAUUCCCUGAUUGUUCUUGA
Messenger RNA from Aspergillus wentii DTO 134E9, 660 nucleotides. RefSeq names its product lignocellulolytic auxiliary activity family 11 protein. The transcript is spliced from 2 exons. The record is from RefSeq and is a predicted model, not a curated record. Lineage: Eukaryota; Fungi; Ascomycota; Eurotiomycetes; Eurotiales; Aspergillaceae. The coding region runs from base 1 to 660 and encodes 219 amino acids.